GAACCAGGAAACAAGAAACAGUUUCAGUUCAGGGAAAGAGACACUGAAGUGUAGUUGAGCUGUUGUGUGUUUGUUUCUCUGUGUUUAUGCAGUAAAAUGGCAGAAGCCAGGUUUUCUCCGGAUGAGUUCCUGUGUUCAGUGUGUCUGGAUCUCCUGAAGGAUCCAGUGGCCAUUCCCUGUGGACACAGUUACUGUAAGAUCUGUAUUACAGACUGCUGGGAUCAGGAGGAUGAGAAGAGAGUCUACAGCUGCCCUCAGUGCAGACAGACCUUCAGUCCAAGACCUGCUUUAGCUAAAAACACCAUGCUGGCUGAAGUGGUGGAGAAACUGAAGAAGACUACACUUCCUGCUGACUGUUACGCUGGAGCUGGAGAUGUUCAGUGUGACGUCUGUACUGGAAGAAAACACAAAGCCAUCAAGUCCUGUCUGGGGUGUCUGAACUCUUACUGUCAGAGUCACCUUGAACAACAUGAGAGUUGGUUUAAAGGAAAGAGACACAAUCUGACUGAUGCCACUGGACGACUGCAGGAGAUGAUCUGCCAAACACAUGAUAAACUCCUCGAGGUUUUCUGCCGCACUGAUCAGAAGUUUAUAUGUCUCCUGUGUACGAUGGAUGAACAUAAAAACCACGACACUGUAUCAGCUGCAGUGCAGAGGACAGAGAAACAGCACCAGCUGAAGAAGACGCAGAGGUCGUUCCAGCAGAGGAUCCAGCAGAGAGAGAAAGAUCUUCAGCAGCUGAGAGAGGCUGUGGCGUCUCAUAAGCGCUCUGCACAGACAGCAGUGGAGGACAGUGAGAGGAUCUUCACUAAGUUCAUCCGCUCCAUUGAGAGAAGCCGCUCUGAGGCGACACAGCGGAUCAGAGACCAGGAAAAGACUGCAGUGAGUCGAGCUGAAGGACGACUGGAGCGACUGGAGCAGGAGAUCAAUGAUCUGAGGAGGAGAGACGCUGAGCUGGAGCAGCUUUCACACACACAGGAUCACAUCCAUUUCCUGCAGAGUUUCCAGUCUCUCUCGGCUCCUCCUGAAUCUACAGACGUAAAUGACAAUCCCUUCAGUCCUCUCUCCUCUUUUGAUGGCGUGAGAGAAUCUGUCCUUCGGCUGAGAGACAAACUGGAGGAUUUCUUCAAAGAAGAGCUCAAGAAGAUCUCUGACAGAGUCAUUUUCACCAACAUUGUUCCCAGAACCAGGAGCGACUUCCUACAAUAUUCUCUUCCGCUCAGUCUGGAUCUGAACACUGUGAGUAAACGCCUCCGUCUGACUGAGAACAACAGAGUAAUUACUGGCACUCCCCCAGUCCAGCCGUAUCCUGGUCAUCCAGACAGAUUUGAUGAUGUGGAUCAGGUGUUGUGUAGAGAGAGUGUGUGUGGACGCUGUUACUGGGAGAUUGAGUGGAGUGGGAAGUUUGGUGUGUAUAUAUCAGUGUCAUAUAAGAACAUCAGCAGGAAGGGACGGGGUAAUGAGUGUUGGUUUGGAUAUAAUAAUCAGUCCUGGAGUUUGGAGUGCUCUCCCUCCAGAUACAUAUUCAGACACAAUGACAGAUUGACUUAUCUCCCUGUGAAGCCCAUCAGCUGUAGAACAGGAAAGUGUGUGUGUGACAGCAGAAUAGGAGUGUAUGUGGAUCACAGUGCAGGAACUCUGUCCUUCUACAGCGUCUCUGACACAACGAGCCUCAUACACACAGUCCAGACCACAUUCACACACACACUCUAUCCUGGGUUUAGGAUUUAUACUGGAUUGUUUUCUCUUUUCUCUAAAUCUAACAGAUCAUCAGUGAAACUGUGUUGAUGAGUGAGAACAGACUGUAGAGAUUCUACCCAUAAUGCUUUGAGCCGCAUGAUAAACCAGUAACAGUGAGAUGUUCUAGAGUCUCUUAUUUUCUCUUCACAUUAAUAAUCUUACAUUAAUACUUCAGCUGAACUUAUGGCACUGAAAUAACAAAAUAAAUGAAUUCUCAUAUAGACAGUAAGAUCAUUGUGUAUGUGUGUGUUAAUACCUUUCAAUUGAAAAUGUAUCGUUAAAUAAAUAUUGAUAUUGAAAAAUUGAUAAAUGUCAGUUUAUUAAUAAAUGUGAAAUGUAUAAACCCAG
This is a messenger RNA of Rhinichthys klamathensis goyatoka, 2088 nucleotides long. RefSeq names its product tripartite motif-containing protein 16-like. The coding region runs from base 97 to 1788 and encodes 563 amino acids. NCBI's taxonomy places the organism in Eukaryota, Metazoa, Chordata, Actinopteri, Cypriniformes, Leuciscidae. The transcript has 6 exons. Gene Ontology annotation, molecular function: zinc ion binding; protein binding. The record is from RefSeq and is a predicted model, not a curated record.